Talpa occidentalis (Iberian mole) is the source of this 2926-nucleotide messenger RNA. RefSeq names its product TBCC domain containing 1 (gene TBCCD1). Lineage: Eukaryota; Metazoa; Chordata; Mammalia; Eulipotyphla; Talpidae. Gene Ontology annotation, biological process: maintenance of centrosome location; maintenance of Golgi location. Gene Ontology annotation, cellular component: spindle pole centrosome. Bases 744 to 2417 code for a protein of 557 amino acids. The transcript is spliced from 8 exons. The record is from RefSeq and is a predicted model, not a curated record.
CGCGAGAACCGCCUUGGCUCGUGGGCCCUUUUCAGAAACCCUAUUGAAUAUCACGACCCGGUCACUCCGCGGGGGAUCAUUUGAAGCGGGAAAAAGCUCCAUUUUUGCUUACAAAUGUAGCUCUCUUGAGUUACUGAGGUCGAAUGGGGGGUGCAUCCCCAGGGGUUUGGCUUUUGAUUGCACCCUUCGAGGGACAGGGGCAUAAUACCUUGCAAAGCAGCCUGUUUCCUUUUGGAGGCGAGCUAACAUGGGCCUCGAGUGACUUUCGUGGUCUGGUUAGCAUUCAGGACCAGGCUAAGCCGCUCCCGUGUUUCAAGACAGUUGCUGGUUAUCCUCUCAGUCUCCUCUGUGGGUUCCUUCAUUCUGGCCCUUCAUCUGACCCGUACGUGGCCUCAGCCUCUGGCCACUCGUCCUGGCAGUCCUUCUCUGGAUCCCUUCCCGUUUUUCAGAGAUGCUCCCAAAACGGGUUCCUAAAUAAAGCAGAACUGUUCUACAGUUAGACAGAUUUGAAUUCUAAUUCAGGACUAUGCCAAUUUAAGUAUGCGACUUUGCAUUAAGUCCUUUAACUUCUCUAAGCCUCAGUUUUCUCAUCUGAAAGUGGGGGUAACUGUAUGUCUCUCCAGGGGGUGUGAGGACAAUGGAGAUGAAGGCCACAGAAAGUAUUUCACGUGCUACUUGAUAGUAAGUGAGCACUAUUGAGGUAUGCAAAGAAGGCUUUUCACACAAAUGUCCAUAGAGAUAAUAUGGACCAGUCCGGAGUUCUCCUCUGGGUGAAAACAGAACCCUUUAUAGUGGGCGCCUUGCAGGUGCCCCCACCAUCCAAAUUCAGCCUUCACUAUCUCAGGAAGAUAUCUACCUAUGUACGAACCCGGGCCACAGAGGGAGCUUACCCACGCCUAUACUGGUCUACGUGGAGGCACAUUGCAUGUGGGAAGCUGCAAUUGCCCAAGGAUCUGGCAUGGCUUUACUUUGAAAUAUUUGAUAGUCUGGCAGUGAAGACAUCAGAGGAACGGCUCGAGUGGUCUGAGAUUCUGUCCAACUGUGUGUCUGAGGAUGAAGUCGAAAAGCAGAGAAAUCAGCUUUCAGUGGACACGCUACAGUUUCUGCUCUUCUUAUACAUACAGCAGUUAAACAAGGUCUCCCUGAGGACAUCACUGAUUGGAGAAGAAUGGCCUAGCCCCAGAAAUAGAUCUCAGUCACCUGACCUCACUGAAAAAUCCAGUUGUCAUAAUAAGAACUGGAAUGAUUACAGUCACCAAGCUUUUGUCUGUGAUCAUCUGUCCGAUCUCCUUGAACUGCUUUUAGAUCCAGAACAACUCACUGCAUCAUCUCAUUCAACCCAUACUAGUCUAGUCUCUCGAGAAGCUGUUGUGGCACUCAGCUUCCUUAUUGAAGGUACAGUGAGGAGAGCCAGGAAGAUAUAUCCACUUCAUGAACUUGCACUGUGGCAACCACUGCAUGCACAAAGUGGCUUCUCAAAGAUCUCUAAGACCUUUUCUUUCUACAAGCUGGAAGCCUGGUUGAGAGCCUGCUUGACUGGGAAUCCAUUUGGCACAUCUGCUUGCCUCAAAUCUGGAAAGAAGUUGGCUUGGGCUCACCAAGUUGAAGGGACAACCAAAAGAGCUAAAAUUGCAUGUAAUACUCAUGUGGCCCCUAGGAUGCACCGCAUGUUGGUGAUGAGCCAGGUUUACAAGCAGACAUUAGCCAAAAGCUCAGACACUCUGGUGGGGGCACAUGUGAAGAUUCAUCGUUGCAACGAAUCUUUUAUAUAUUUGCUCUCUCCCUUACGGUCUGUGACAAUUGAGAAGUGUAGGAAUAGCACCUUUGUCUUGGGCCCUGUACAGACUGCUCUUCACCUCCACAGCUGUGACAAUGUUAAAGUCAUUGCUGUUUGCCAUCGUUUGUCCAUUUCUUCUACAGCAGGUUGCAUCUUUCAUAUUCUGACACCUACACGCCCACUUAUUCUUUCUGGGAACCAGACAGUAACUUUUGCCCCUUUUCAUACUCAUUACCCAAUGCUGGAGGAGCAUAUGGCCAGAACUGGCCUUGCUACAGUGCCUAACUAUUGGGACGAUCCAAUGAUUGUAUGUAGAGAGAACAGAGACACAAAUGUCUUCCGGCUCUUACCACCUUGUGAAUUCUAUGUAUUUAUUAUUCCCUUUGAAAUGGAAGGGGACACAACAGAGAUACCUGGGGGUCUUCCACCCACAUAUCAGAAAGCACUAGGUCAAAGAGAACAGAAGAUACAGAUUUGGCAAAAAACUGUGAAGGAGGCUCGUUUGACAAAGGAUCAAAGGAAGCAGUUCCAGGUACUUGUGGAGAACAAGUUUUAUGAGUGGCUGAUUAGUACAGGACAUCGCCAACAGCUGGACAGCCUUGUGCCCCCUGCAGCAGGCUCCAAGCAAGCAGCAGGAUAAGACUCCUAUGUCAAAUCACUGGGCCCUGGAAAUCAGUUGAUGAAAGGAAGAUUGUACCUGAUGAAAGGAAGAGAGUUUCAAGAUAAAUCUUGAAACUAAAUUUGGAAGAUGUUUUUGCUGCUUAAGAGAUUUUGGGACUUGUUCUUUUUAUUUAAGACCUUUUUUUAGACUUUCAUUCCAUACUAAUUUAUUACUAUUUAGGUUGACUUUUAGCUAAACUUCUGAUUGUCAUGUAAACAUAUUAUUUAUAGGACAUCAGAAGACAUCUUUGUGAUGCUAAAUAGAAAAGGUUGAUGAAGGCAGUCUCUGUAUAUAUGUUAAUAUUAAAGUGAGUGUAGAUUUGCAAGUAAACUUCAUGUUUUAAUUCAUAUAAUAAAAGGGUUUCAUGCUUUCUAGAGUUUAAAUAAAAGUUUUAUAGUUUUUAUAACUAUUUAAAAGGAAAUGUUACUCCUUUAAAAAUAAUUGAAAUAAAAGUAUAAUUCAUUGGAAUUUAAAUAUAGAAGAAAUAG